AUGGCAGAACCAGUGGAGCCAAGCCCCGAGGAAGUCGCUGAGCCCGAGCUUCACCAUGCAAACUUUGAACCUUGGUGCAAGGUUUGUGUUGAAGGGCAAGGACGUGAGAAAGCACAUCGCCGACAACGUGAGGAUCCGAAGGAGCACAUCAUUUACAGCGACUACAUGACAGCCAAUGCCCCCUUUGCAGCGCAGGUGCCUUCGAAAGGCACAAAGAGGAACAUGUACGCGGUCAAUGCAAUGGUGGACUGGAUAAAGGACUUGGGUUGGAAGAAAGUGACAAUUCAGAUCGACCAGGAAAGUGCACUGGCGAAGGUGUUCGAGCAGGUGCAGCAAAGGAUGGGUAUGGACGUGGUGGCAUUGAGAAGGAGCCCGAGGUACUCUUCACAGAGUUUGGCAGACGGUGAGGUGGUCAAUGGACUCAUUGCUGGCAAAGUAAGGACUUGGGUGGCCAAUCUCCGGGAUAACUACAGCGAGCAAGUGAUACAAACCACGGACAUCCUGUUUCCUUGGAUUGUGAGAUUUGUGAGUUGGUCGUUGCCGAGGUUCCACGUGAACCAGUCCCGAACAACACCAUUCCGAGUGCUCAAGGGUUAUGACUACAUCUCGGAAUGCCUUCCUUUUGGUGAAUGUGCGCUUGGAAAAUAUUCAGCGAAGAAGUCUGGGGUCAAGAGUGCUUCCAGAUGGAUGUAUGGGAUCUACGUCGGAAAGACCGCUAGCUCCGAUGAACACAUCCUGUUGACGAGUGCAGGAGCUCAGACGUUUAGAACCAUCAAGAGGAUGACCCGCGGAAGGCGUUACCAAACGAGUAUCUUGGACAAGGCAGCGGGAGUUCCUUGGAACACGGUGUACAAGGCCGACCAGCGCAAGCCAGAGGAGAUCAGGAGCAAAGUGACAGCGCAGAUAGCGCCAGAGAUGAGUGACCCGGAGUAUGAGCCGACUGACAUCGAGCCAGCUGCAGACGAGCCUAAGACCAUGAUAGUAGUGCCGCCGGUGCCUGCUCCAAGCGUGCACCGGACGCAAAAGGAAGCCGAGGAUGCAGGAGGCGUGGCGCGACAAAUUGACGCAGACAUGACCAACGCGGACGAGGCGAAAAGGAGAGGUGAAGACAGCAAUUCAUCGAGCUCUAGUUCGCCCACCUCGCGGUCAAGGUCGAGACACUCAGGAAAUGAGGAGAACACAGAGAAGCCAGAGUUAGGAGGUGAUGUAGGAUCUCCUAGCAAGGAAGUGGGCGACACCCAGGGUUUAAGCACACCUGUGGGUGCUACCACAAUAGAAGACACAAUGAGCGCAAUCUUGGAAGAAACCGAAGAGAGAGAUCAAAUAUCUUCGGUGGCGGACUACUUGGACGCGUGCGUGGUGGAUGAAGAGGCUAGGCACAAAGCCCGACUCGAGGAGAUCGAGAAGCUGGAUGAGAUGUUCAAGGCUUUCACGCCCCGCGAUCGUAGGGCGUUGCCGAAAGAAAUAAAAGUAUUUGGACAUUGUUGGGUGGACAAGGUGAGCAGUGGCAUAGCCAAGUCACGACUCACCUGCCAAGACUUCAAGCGAAACAAUGGUGCAGACAAGAACUCAUCAGAAGGACAAAACAACUUUUGCCCAACUCCAGGACACAGCACAACCAAGAUGCUGGAGGUAUACAGCCUCUACCACAACUUUCCGAGAGUGAAGGCGGACCUCACGUCAGCCUUUCUCAUCGCCCGAGAUGGAGGCGACGAAAAGGGACAACCGGUGUAUAUGAAGCCGCCAAGAGAGUGGCUGGACAACCUGGAGGUGUGGCUAUCCAGACAGCCAGCAGACAAGCGAGAUGAAAUCGGAAACAUUCCAAAGGAACACUUGGUGUGGCAAGUGGAUGGCAACAUCUAUGGGAGGCAACCAGCCGCCAGCCAGUACAGAGACAGGCUGGAUGAAAUACUUGUAAGCAAGUUGCCCAAGGAUCGGUAUGACUUCGUCCGAGGCCGGUUGGAUGGAUGUGUGUUUAGGUGCACGAAGACAAAGAUUGCGGUGAUACACCACAUUGACGACUUUGACGUCACCGGUCCAGAAAAUGACUUGGAUGAUCUUCUGAAGCACACCGACAACAUCCUCAAACUGUUGAACCUCGAGAAUGCAAAGAGCAGCCCAGUGCCCGGGAGAAAAUUGGAUCUGGACAACAACAGCGAGCAAUUGUUGGACGAGAAAGAGAAGAAGAUUUUCCAAUCGUGUGUAGGUAGUGCGAUCUACUUGUCCCAGGACAGGAUCGACGUGAAGUUCGCUGUGAAAGAGUUAGCGCGUCGAAUGAAAGAUCCGCGGAAGGCAGACAUGGCGAACCUAAAAGUGCUGGGGCGAUAUCUCAAGGGGAUACGAGAUCUGGGACACCUGACAAAGGUGGAGGAUCUCGAAAGCUCAGCCGCAGGAGAGCGGGAGCUACCGCUGCACGCUUACUGUGACAGCGACUAUGCGGGAGACACAGAGUCAAGGAAAUCUACCUCAGGCGAGGUUCUUGUACUUGGUGGGACAGUGGUUGAAGCAAACUCGACUACUCAGUCGGGGAACCCAGCGACAAGCUCAAGCGAGGCAGAGUUGAGAUCGUUGAAUCACUGCGCCCAGUCAAGUGUGUACAUUCAGAACUUAGCUAGGUACGAUUUUGGCCUUCCGGUCUCCACGCCUCGCAUUUGGUGCGACUCAUCAGCAGCCUUGCAAGCAGCCAAACGAAUAGGUGUGGGAAAGAUGAGAUACAUUUCUUUGGCACAUCUGUACAUCCAAGAAUUGGUGAAAACAAAACAGGUCAUCAUAAGAAAAGUGAAAGGCGUUGCGAAUCCUGCUGAUUGUUUGACCAAACAUUUGAAGACAGGCGAAGAAGUCAGACAAGCCUGUGAACUCACAGGGAUGGUCCAACUCAGCAAAGCUGGCAUGGACGAGCAG
Symbiodinium natans is the source of this 2901-nucleotide messenger RNA. Lineage: Eukaryota; Dinophyceae; Suessiales; Symbiodiniaceae. The record is from the annotation of a GenBank genome assembly.